Messenger RNA from Hylaeus volcanicus, 1694 nucleotides. RefSeq lists its product as uncharacterized. NCBI's taxonomy places the organism in Eukaryota, Metazoa, Arthropoda, Insecta, Hymenoptera, Colletidae. The record is from RefSeq and is a predicted model, not a curated record. The transcript has 6 exons. The coding region runs from base 106 to 1515 and encodes 469 amino acids. Gene Ontology annotation, molecular function: lipid binding.
GCCGCCUACCAGUCGAAUGCGUGGCCUCAUCUACUGCGGGUCACACCGAACGCUAUUUUUCGAGACGCUCGUUGAUCCUGACUGUCUAGUGGGUCUGAGCCGGAAAUGCAGUUCCUGAAGUCAUUGUUUCUCGUUACUUGUUGCAUCCUCGCCUGCCGAUGCGAUCGCCAAAAACCUCACGGCAAAAAUGAUACGACGACAGAAAUAGCGCUCGGUGAAAAACGACUCGGGGAUCAUAUUCGUGCGAUUUUGAAGCACUAUCAGCAAGAUGAUCCGGUGGGGCUACCUGGGGCACCAAUACCGGACCCCAUGCCAGUGCCAGAUAUGAAACACUCUUUCUCUAUGUACACCAUGAACUUCAAGCAGAUAAGCGUUUACGGUCUCUCGAAAUUCCGUAUCGUCCGCAUGGAGUCGGAACUGGCUCUUAUGCAAGUUUCCGUGGCGUUGAGCAUCCAGGCUCUGGACAUUCGCGGAUUAUACACGUUAUCCUCUUGGCUGUCGCGGUCGGCUGGCAAUUUCACCGUCGAGUUAAAGGGGGUGACUGUUAAAGGUAUUGCGAGGCUCGAUGUCGGCACUGACGGUAAAUUGCAUGCCCAGGACAUCGAUAUGGAUCUAAUGUUCGAGAAGAUAGACAUGGACUUCAAGAAUUUGGGUUUUCUUGGCUCUGUUUUCCAAGGAUUGAUCAAUUCCGUAGGAACCUUCAUUUUUGACAGUAUUAAACCUUUCAUUUUGAAGGAGGUCAAUACUAACGUACGGGGGGAAGUCAACAAACAGAUAUCCCAACUUCCGCAAUACUUUCCCAACUCUAUAUCGCCGUUCGAUAUGGCGAUCGCAGAAGCUCGUAAGCAAGUGUCUCAAAUGGGUUACGAUCCAUUCAGGGUAAAGGACUAUAGCCAAACCGUGGGUAUAUUCACCGUGACGUCGACGCAUACUUGGGUCACAGGACUGGCGAGUUUCUAUCGAAUGGGAAACAUCACCUUAAGCAUGGAAAAUCAGACAGUAUACGCAACAAUCGACGUCGGAACUCAAGAGAUCGAAGGAAGGACGCACUGGGAAGUGAGCGUCGUCGGUGGCUUCCUAUCGAGGGCUGGCACGGUUUCCUUCACCAUACAAUAUUUCAGAGUUCAAUUAAAAUUGAGUCAACCCUUGGACACCCGGAAGCGACCUGCCCUCGAAGAACUCGAACUCGAGUUAGGCAACAUUCAAACCAGAGUUCACGGCGCCGGUACCAUCGAUUACAUAAUAGAAGCCGGUGUUAAUAUACUGCCAAACCUUUUAAGAUAUCAAAUUAUGGACGCGAUAGAGAGACCCCUUAAAAGGCGAUUGCAGCUCGAAGUGCAGAAGAUAGACAUUGAAAAAGUGAUCAACGAGAACAUUCCGAACAUAGAGCAACAGGCCAGGUAUCUACAAGGUCUAGUUCCUGCCGAAGAGACCAAUUUAGAUGAGGGAAUACCUCCUGAAGACCAGGACGAGCAACCGUUUUCAGAGAGCGAGGAAAAUCGAGGACCUUCUUAAAUUAACCAAUUAUCGCGCUUACACGACAAUUACAUUAUUUAUGAUCGGAUGCUAAAGCAUAGAACUUUCGAUCGCGUGGUCACGAUGCACUUUCCGCGCCUUUUGUAAAUAUUUUUAUAUAUUUUACCGAAGUAAAUUUUUAACAUAUUUCGCUCUUGAAUAAAAAAUUACCCCAUGUA